Molecule: messenger RNA, 1389 nt
Organism: Exaiptasia diaphana
Lineage: Eukaryota; Metazoa; Cnidaria; Anthozoa; Actiniaria; Aiptasiidae
Product: glutamic acid-rich protein
Source: RefSeq, a predicted model, not a curated record
GUUAAGAAGAUUAUGAAUAACAUGUAUUACAUGCUGAAGAGCGAGUUCAACGCAAGCGACAGCUAUGAUGGUGGAAAGGUCAUGUCUGUCAUUCUUCGAGUUAUUAAGGACGUGACAUUAAAACAAGUAACAAAAGCAGAAGCAGAAGGUACGGACGAAGUAGACGAAGACGAUGAAGAAGAGGAAGAGGAAGAGGAAGAGGAAGAAGAAAGCGAGGAGGAGGAGGAGGAGGAGGAAGAAAGCGAAGAAGAAGAGGAAAGCGAAGAAGAAGAAGAAGAAGAAGAGGAAAGCGAAGAAGAAGAAGAAGAUGAAAACGAGGAGAAACAAGAAGACAAUGAAGAAAAAGAAGAGGAAACUGAAGUAAAAGGACAUGACAAAGAAGAAACUGUCGAAGAUAUUGAAGACGUCGCCAAAAGCGAAGAAGAAGAGGACAAAAAUAGCGAAGAUGAAGAGGAAGAAAUACAAAAGACCAUUACAACAACAGAAGAGCCGAAGUCGUCAGAAACUGUCCAACAAGAACAAGAAAGUGACAAUAAUAAAAACAACGAAGAAACUGAUUCAGAAAAUCAAAACAAUUUAAUUAAUGAAACUUCACAUACAUGUACAGAAAAUACGUCUGUGACAGAAGCUGCAAAUGGCGAUAAUGCAGACCAAGAAAGGAAUGGUUUGCGGGAAAACUUAGCAGAUAAACGUGAUUCUGAUGAUGAUUCGGAAGAGAGUGACAGYAACGAAGGUCCUCCGCCAUUUGAAGAAUCCGUAGAAGUGGAAAAGGAAACAAUUUCUAGCGAGCAACCACCUUUAGAACAGGAACCCACUGCAGCAAUUCCUGAAAGCGCGCAAGAUAGUAAAAAAGACCCGUCAAAAACCCUGGACUCAAUAUUUGGCGAUGAUGAUCAUGAUGAUGUGGAAGCUACUUUUGGUCUAGUAUCAAAGAAACCAGAACUAGAGGAGUCUUUAACUAAACCAGUACCGCCKCCUCUCUUUGACGAUGAUGACGAAGACGAUAUUGAUUGGUUCAAGUGAAGCAAGCAUACCAUAAUAUGCUAAUCAUUCCCAUAAUUCCAUUCAAGGACAGAAUUGCACCUCAUUGGUGAAAAUUUACUGAUCGUGAAUUCUUUUCAGUGUCAUACGUGGAAGGACGCCCACGAAUAAAGUAUUUUUUGUAAUUAAAAUCAAAUACAUAAAAAUAAUAGAUAAAUUACUAACUGGCACCUUGCCUCGAAUUUAACAAAAAACGCUAAAAACGUCCUUGACUUUCAAAUUCUCUUUUCGUGGAAAGUUUUUAGAUUUUAAUGACAAAAUCGGUAUCAAUGUAUAGCCAAAUUUCAAAGGUAGAAAGUUAUAUAUGAAAAAGAAUCAAAAAUUAAUAAAAAAGAAACAUUUUGAACA